This is a messenger RNA of Setaria italica (foxtail millet), 1208 nucleotides long. RefSeq names its product serine carboxypeptidase 1. The transcript is spliced from 6 exons. Bases 331 to 795 code for a protein of 154 amino acids. Gene Ontology annotation, biological process: proteolysis; secondary metabolic process. NCBI's taxonomy places the organism in Eukaryota, Viridiplantae, Streptophyta, Magnoliopsida, Poales, Poaceae. Gene Ontology annotation, molecular function: serine-type carboxypeptidase activity; acyltransferase activity, transferring groups other than amino-acyl groups. The record is from RefSeq and is a predicted model, not a curated record.
CCUUUCCUUCCAUUUCACCCAGGCCGCCGCCACGCGAAGGGAUCGCCCGUGCACCCGGCGCCGCCCCUGUCCAUCACCGCCCGCAUGCUCGCCGCCGCCGCCCAUGGCCCUCAGCGCCGCCCUGACGCUCGCCUCGCCCAGGUUCUCAUCAACCUCGCGAAGAAGGACCUGACGGAGGUCACCCACAAGGUCUACUUUGAUAUCGAGAUUGAUGGCAAGCCCGCAGCUUUCAGGAGCAUGGAACAAGGGGAAAUAUAGGAGGAUGGAGCAUGAUUCGAAGCUUUCAGUACCCUCUGGCUUUCAGGAGCAUGAUUUGAAGCUUUCAGGAGCAUGGAACAAGGGGAAGCUUUCAGUACCAGCUUGUGCCUUCUGAAUCUGGAACUGAUGCUGCAUCCUCUGUGGCUUUCUCGUUCAGGACCAUUCAACUUUGAGUCAGGAGGGUCAGCUGGAAGCCUGCCAAAGCUUCAUCGCAACCCGUACAGCUGGUCCAAGGUGUCUAGUGUGAUAUACUUGGACUCCCCUGCUGGUGUUGGUCUGUCAUACGCGAAGGAUAAGUCCAAACCUUAUACAACUGGCGACCUUCAGACUGCUAAUGAUUUGCAUACUUUUCUUCUCAAGUGGUUUCAGCUCUACCAUAAGUUCCUGACAAAUCCAUUUUACAUAGCUGGUGAAUCAUAUGCUGGGAUUUAUAUUCCUACCCUUUCACAUGAAGUUGUCAAAGGAAUUCACGAAAGAGUCAAGCCAGCUAUAAACUUUAAGGUUAAGAGAUCUUCUAAAAUUAUUCCUGCUGCGUGAGAACACUAAACGUGGUUACCAAGGAAAUCUAAGGUUAAAUGUUUUAUGACGUGAGAACACUAAACGUGUUUUACCAAGGAAACGUGAGAUGAAGCCUGAAGCCAUCCGAAAUUGAGAAGCCGAUUAUUGUUGACCAUAGUGAACUACUUUGUAACAACAGACACUAUUAUUGUUGUUGCUGUUCCUGAAGGGCUGCCUCUAGCUGUUACUUUGAGUCUUGCAUUUGCAAUGAAAUUAGUGAUUCAUUAGCAAUCUGAAUGUACUCUAUGUAAGACAGUAAUAUGUGUAAUGACUGACUUAUGUGUAAGGAUGUAAAUACAAUGAUAUUUAUGUAAAUGCACUGAUGAAAUAAAUUGCAGUGGACUCCAUGUCCAUGUUGUAUAAUGAUAUAUGCUCUAUGAUGAAAGUGUUUA